Caenorhabditis bovis is the source of this 2274-nucleotide messenger RNA. NCBI's taxonomy places the organism in Eukaryota, Metazoa, Nematoda, Chromadorea, Rhabditida, Rhabditidae. The record is from the annotation of a GenBank genome assembly.
AUGAAUGAGAAGCCUCUCGCGACUCCCGCCGCUGCCGCCGAGUAUUAUUAUUAUUAUGUGCUUGCUUUUCCGCUUUGCGUUUUCUUCCGCGGCCCACUUGACAUGAAUGAUUCAUUGAUUCUUUUUUUGAAAACAGAAUUAAACUCGACUGGCGAAAGUGAGUUGAUUUGGCGGAGAGUCAAACAACAACAACAACAACAACAACAACAAGGAAAACCGGCUGCGACACCAUCUUGGGCGGCCAUCAAUUACGAGCUCAAGAAUCGGCAGCAGAAAAUUGCUAAGGUGAGACCGACCCCUCAUCAUCGCACAAUGACUGUCGGCGGUCCAAUGAUCGACGUUUCGUCGUCGAGAAGAUCCAGCGAUUACGCGCAACUCUGUGAAUUCGCCUCAGGCUCCACCGACUCCCCACGCGGAUUGCAUCUUGAUGUUCAUUCGAAGAAUGACGACGACGCUGUGAGCGUUGCUGGUACUGUGUUCAAUGAGCCAUGGGACUCAAAUGUUUGGGAGAAUUUGUUGGAUUUGGCGCAUCAUGGAGACGAGAACCCGCAUGGAUUAAAAGUUACCGACACGAUACAAGAAGAGGAUUCCGAUUCAGAUCGAACUGCCGGUGGAGGAUCGACAUCGCAAAUGGAUUCUGAUGAAGAUGAUGAUGACGAAGAAGAAGAGGAAUUGAGGUGGCCGACAGAACAGAAGCUGCGAAGAACUCUUCCAAGUGAUCGGGUUCUCAUAAAGGGCUGGGAGCAGGAUGAUGCUAGUAGUGCCAAGUACAGCACAUUGGAUAGUCGAGGGAAUAUUGGAGGCACACAUAAGCGAAAUCCAGAAGGAUCGUUUUCGAUGAGAUCCCUUCCGAGAGCAGUUUCGAGAUUUUCGCAAGCCAUGGGUCUCACAGCGAUUGGCUCUUUUGGAUCGAUUGACGAUCUUCCCACCACGUUGCCAUCGAUGUCACCGCUUCUUGGGGGCCGCACGUCAAGAGGAACAAACCCGUCGACGGAUAGCAAUGAGAAGAUUGGACGGGCGGUGCAAAACUAUGUCGAGCAGCUCGCGCAGGUUAGAGAAGGCGCCAACUCGUGUUUCGGGCUCACGCUACGACAAUUUGUGGCGUGCACCAAAGAAACGAAAGAAACUGAUCCGUCUGUAGUGGUGCGAAAUGUUCGACAAUUUAUAAAUGGGAUGAAGAAUUACUUGGUGAAGCACGGAGAAGGCGAUCUUCAUCGCAUAAUUGAUGAGGAAAGCGCGCGGUUGAAUAGCAAUCAAAUUCUGAACAUUGACGCUGUUCUGGAAGCUGUUCUUCACAAGCUUCUCCUUCGAGAAGUCAAACCACUUUUGUACCAUGUGAUGGUCCGCGAGCACUCGAAAUCCGGCACUCUUCAGCUUAUCUCGUCCAACAUUGGAAUUGUGCGAAAAAUGAGCCUUCAGCAGCUUGGCUUCAACAACGCGGACAAACUAGUGAUCCCAAACCAACAGACGAUGGAAAACGUUAAGCUGAUGAUGCGAAAAAUGCAGAGUCAUUAUUCGCCGCUCAAAAAACUCGAGAAUUUGAUGAAGUCGGUGUCGAUGGUCGUCGGAUGUCAAGACAAAUCGGCGGCGCUGGUUAAUGAAGAGAAUGCCGAUCCGGCAAUGCAGAAGGGCAUCCCGGCAGCCGAUGAUCUCGUCAGGUGGCUUGUCUAUAUUCUGGCGAGGACCUCGACAGUUGGAUGCGAAGUUGAAGCGUGGUAUAUGUGGGAACUUCUACCACAACCAAUUCUGAUGCAGAGUGACGCUUCAUAUUAUCUCACAGCUCUUUUCUCGGCUGUGCAUGUGCUGAAGAGCGCCGAAGCAAUCAGAAGACUCGGCGAACAUGACGAUAAAGUCAUAUCGCAUAUUGAUCUCUCGAGACAAUGCUGCUCAUCUCCGAUGCUCUCGACGGCGACGUUAACUCGCGGUCAUUCCCCAAAGAUUUCGACGAUGACGACAGCGACGUGCGACGCGUUUGUGCGAAUCGCUGUUCCCGAUGAAACUGUAGGAUGUGUCCGAUACGCGACGUUUCCCGGAGUUCCGGUGCUCACAACAUCCAAGCUCAGCCGAUUGGUUGCUCAUCAGCAAGGAAUCACAAAUCCAGAGGAGCAUGGAUUAUAUUUAAUAUCCGAUGGCUUCGAGUCAUGCCUUCAGCCAGCCGAUUGUCCCGUGAUGAUCCACGAGCAACUCAAAAAGGAGAACAAACCGCAUAUUUUCGCUUAUAAGCGACAUGAGGCGAAAAUCGUUUGGCCGCGAGCUGUGAUCUCCUCGUGCUAA